GUGAAAUUGGAUCCCUUACUCUAGGUGUAUAUAACACCAUUCCUGCCGCCUUAAUACGAGAGGAGCAUCUCCACAACAAAUGAAUGAGGUGAGAAACAAUCAUCAGAAGAAACAGCCGGCAUUUAAGUAAUCGCUCACGUUAAGCAGCAAGCCAACAGAAUAUCUACCGUGAAACAGAAAUGUCUGAAGAAGGUAAACGAAACACUGAAAACGAGGAUUCUAUUGUCCAUGUGUAUGACAAUCCAUCAUUCCAAAAAGAAGAAGAAAAUGAAGUGGAAUUUUCAGAAAAUGUCAGCAAAAAGAAAAAGAAGAAAAAUAAAAAAGAAGAAAGUAAAAAGUUAGUGGGAAUAUUCCAGCUGUUCCACUAUGCUGAUGCUUGGGAUAUCAUAUUGAUGAUAAUAGGUUUAGUCUGCUCUGCAGCACAUGGCGUUGCACUACCGAUAAUGAUCAUUGUGUUUGGACAAAUGACUGAUAGCUUUGUGGGCAGUGGCAUGCAAGUAAAUAUCACAGUAAACUUCACACUGAAUGCAAGUAGUUCAAACUGCCCUCAAUUGACUGGGGUGGAUAUUCAAGCAGCUAUGACAAGAUAUGCAUAUUAUUUCAUCGCCAUUGGAUUUUCUGUUUUGGCUCUUGCUACAAUUCAGGUAGCAACAUUUCUGCUGAGCUCUUCAAGACAGACACAAAGGAUCCGUGAAAAAUUCUUUUACGCAGUUCUUCAUCAACACAUGGGCUGGUUUGAUGCACAUGAAUUAGGAACAUUAAACACAAGACUGACUGAUGAUGUUAAUAAAAUAAAAGAAGGCAUUGGAGACAAAAUCUGCAUCUUUCUUCAGUUCUUCUGUACCUUCAUAGCAGGGAUUAUCAUAGGAUUUGUCCAUGGCUGGAAGCUUACAUUGGUUAUUUUGUCAGUCAGCCCUCUCAUUGGAGUUUCAGCAGCUGUGUGGACAAAGAUUCUGGCCACUUUGACUUCAAAAGAACUAACAUCCUAUGCAAAGGCGGGUGCAGUCGCUGAAGAAGUUCUGGUUGCAAUACGAACUGUUGUUGCUUUCAAUGGACAACAAAAAGCUUCAGAAAAAUAUGAAGCAAAUUUAGUAGAAGCUAAACAGCUUGGAGUGAAAAAGUCCAUCACAACAAAUUUAUCACUUGGAUUGUCACAGUUUUUUAUAUUUUGUGCUUAUGCUCUGGCAUUUUGGUAUGGGACAAAGCUUGCCAUUGAAGAACCUGACAAUUAUUCUAUUGGGAAAGUACUUAUUGUGUUCUUUUCUGUGCUCAUUGGGACGUUUUCACUGGGUCAGGCUGCACCCAAUUUAGAAAGCAUAGCAAAUGCUCGUGGAGCUGCAUAUGAAGUGUACAAAACAAUCGAUGAGCCACGGCCAAUUGACAGCAGUUCUAAAGAAGGAUACAAACCAGAUCAAAUAAAAGGUGACAUUGAAUUCAAGAAUAUUCAUUUUAGCUAUCCAACAAGGCCUGAUGUAAAGAUUUUGCAGGGAUUGAAUCUGAAAGUGCAAAGUGGAACAACAAUUGCUUUGGUGGGAUCCAGUGGCUGUGGAAAAAGUACAACAAUUCAACUUUUACAACGAUUCUAUGACCCUCUAGGUGGAGAAAUUACUCUUGAUGGACAAAACAUCCGUACCCUUAAUGUCAAAUGGCUAAGGGAGAAUAUUGGCAUAGUAAGUCAAGAACCAGUACUUUUUGCCACAACCAUUGCAGAAAAUAUACGAUAUGGCAGAGAAGAUGCAACAGAUGCAGAAAUUGAGCAAGCAAUUAAAGAGGCCAAUGCCUAUGAUUUUAUAUCUAGGCUUCCUGAUGGCUUAAAUACCAUGGUUGGGGAAAGAGGGGCACAGCUAAGUGGAGGACAGAAGCAGAGGAUUGCCAUUGCUCGGGCUAUUGUCAAGAAUCCAAAGAUUCUUCUCUUGGAUGAAGCAACCUCCGCCCUCGAUAAUCAGAGUGAAUUUAUUGUCCAGACAGCUUUAGAUAAGGCAAGAGCUGGUCGGACUACAAUUGUUAUUGCUCAUAGAUUAUCUACAAUCAGAACAGCUGAUAUUAUUGCUGGAUUUCAAAAUGGAGUUGUUUGUGAGCAAGGAACCCACAGUGAGCUAAUGGAAAUAAAAGGAUUGUACUACUCCCUUGUCAUGCAGCAGAGUAUGAAAAACGAAGAUGAAGAUAACGAGUAUGAGUCUGAUGAGAUGGAUGAAACAGAAGAUGAACUAGAAGUCCUUGAAAAUGAGAUUGCUGAAAUUAAAAGCACAAGAAGUCUCAGCAGGAGAUCAAUACGACGGCGAUCUACAGCUAGAGGUUCCAGGAGGUCACUAAAGAAGAAACAAAAGGAGGGAGAGGAAGAGGAAAAUCUCCCUGAGGCAUCACUUUCUAGAAUAUUAUCUCUAAAUAAAAAAGAGUGGCCCUACUUAAUUGUUGGACUGCUGGCUUCUGUAAUUGAUGGAGGCGUGUAUCCAUGUUUUGGGAUAAUAUUUGCAAAGAUUAUUGGAGUGUUUGGUGAGACUGAUCCUGUGAUAAGGAGUCAAAAAACAACAAUGUUUUCGCUCCUAUUUGUGCUACUUGGUGCAAUUUUCUUAGUGGUAAUGUCCUUGCAGGGAUACACAUUUGGAGUGUCUGGUGAGACCCUGACUUUGAAACUGAGAUCACUUUCUUUUAAAGCAAUAUUGAGACAAGAGAUCGGUUUUUUUGAUGAUCAUAAGAAUAGUGUGGGCGUUUUGAUAACAAGGCUUGCAACUGAUGCCUCUCUUGUCAAAGGGGCUGGUGGUUCAAGACUUGCACUAGGUAUUCAAUCUAUCUGUACUCUCUUACUUGCUGUAAUCAUUGCAUUUGUAUUUAGCUGGCAGUUAACUCUCCUUAUAUUAGCCUGCAUUCCAUUUCUUGUUGGAGCCAGCCUCGUUCGAAUGAAAUCUGUGGCUGGCCAUGCUUCCAAGGAUCAAAAUGCUCUAGAAGCCUCUGGAAAGAUUUCCACAGAAACUGUUGAAAAUAUUAGAACUGUUGUGUCAUUAACACGUGAAGAAAUAUUUUUCAAUAUGUACUGCAAAAGUCUAAGAGGUCCAUACAGGGCAGAACUGUAUAAAUCGCCACUAUAUGGUCUAACUUAUGCUAUUGGCCAGUCAAUUAACUUUUUUGUAAAUGCUGCAGUUUUCCGAUUAGGAUCAUGGCUUAUUGCACAUUGCCAAACACAAUUUGAAAAUGUGUAUAUAGUUUUCUCUGUAAUUGUAUUUGCGGCAAUGCAUGUUGGACAGACAUCAUCUUUUGCACCAGAUUUGGCUAAAGCUAAAGUAUCAGCCCAGAGAAUAUUUGCUCUACUAGAGAAGAAGCCAAAGAUUGACAUAUUUAGUACUGAAGGUCAAAAACUGGAUCAUUUUGAUGGUAACAUUGAAUUCCAAGAUGUCCACUUUGCUUACCCUACUAGGAAGAAUGUGCAGGUGUUGCAAGGACUUAAUGUGAAGGUUUCCAAAGGACAAACACUUGCACUGGUGGGAAGUAGUGGAUGUGGGAAAAGCACUUCUGUUCAGCUUCUUGAAAGAUUUUAUGAUCCAAUUAAUGGACAUGUGCUUGUAGAUGGAAAUGACAUUACAUCUUUGAACCUUGCCUGGUUACGAUCACAAAUAGGCAUAGUUUCCCAAGAACCCAUUCUGUUUGAUACAUCUAUUGCUGAAAAUAUUAGAUAUGGAGAUAACAGUAGAAGCGUGACACAAGAAGAAAUUGAAGAAGCUGCAAAGAAAGCUAAUAUCCACAGUUUUAUUGAAGAUUUACCAGAGAAAUACAGUACCAAAGUGGGAGACAAAGGAGCACAACUUUCAGGAGGACAGAAGCAGAGAAUUGCGAUUGCACGUGCCUUGGUUCGAAAUCCAAAGGUGCUGCUUUUGGAUGAGGCCACAUCAGCACUUGACACAGAAAGCGAGAAGAUAGUCCAGGAGGCCUUGGACGAAGCCAGACAAGGACGUACUUGCAUAAUUAUUGCACAUCGCUUAUCUACAAUUCAAAAUGCUGACAUCAUUGCAGUAAUCAGUAAUGGAGAAGUAGUUGAGCAGGGAACUCAUAGUGAACUGAUUGCUAAGGGUGGUGCUUACUAUGCACUUGCUAAUGCUCAAAGUGGACAUUAGUAUCAGCCUACAGUGUGGACUGCUAUUAAAAGACUCUGGCAAAGAUUAUGUUUUUGAUCAAGUCAAGAUGAAAUAUCAUUCUUGCUCUGCUGGCUGCACUUUUAAUUUUCCCCAGAAUCAAGAAAACACUGUUGCAUAAGUUAAAUUAGCAGUUUGCUUUGUCAAUUUGAUAAAGAUCUUCAGUAUAAAAAUGUGUAUUAUAAAAGCAACAUACCACUCAAUGUGUUGCCAAGAUAGAUUACUGUCAGCCAUCUCAGGUAAAAAAUAAGAGUUCAAUAUAGAUUUUGCUGAUUGUAAUUAAUAUUUCAUAGUCACUGUUUCUUUACACUGCUGUAUUCUCACAUUAAGAUUUCUUUACACAAGAAAAAAUGUGAUUUUACUUUGGCAUGCUAUGCAAUUUAUUUUUGCCUAAAAGGUUUAGCAUUCGGAGAUUUCGCUCUAAAUGAACUAUAAUUCAACAAACAUACUGCUGUAAUAACUUCUACUUUGUAUCUUGAAAGCUGGGGGAAGAUUAUAUAUAAUUGUGCAUCAAAUGCAUCUGCAACCUCUUAAACAAGAAACUAUAACUGAUUUUUCUUUUAUUUCUAUUAAAGAUAAAAAUGGAUCUGUAAGUGGUCAAACUAAACCUGUUAUUUGAAAGAACAUUCUACUGGUGGCAGUGUAACUAGUAGUCACAAGAGCACUAAAAAGUUCAAAGUCUGAUACAGUAAAGCUCAGUGUUACUAUGUUGUUUGAAGUGGUCAAGUCCUUUUAAACAAUGUUUCUUCAAAAUCACUGCAAAGAUUCAAAAAAGCAGCGAGUAUGCUUGUUAUUUGAAUUGAAAUGUCAGAUACACGGUAAAUUGCACUCAAAUAGUAUUGACUAGAAGUUAGCAGAAUCAUACAUAAUUACCUAAAUCAAGCCAUUAGUUCAAGAAACACCAUGGUAUUACUAUAAUGAACCUGUUGAAAGUUGCUGCAUUGAACUUGUGAAGAACCACCAUAUGAUAUUCAGAAAAUGUUCAAAUGUCAGUCACCUUCUGCUUUACAGAACUGAAACGACAGCAGCUCACUUGCAGCAGUUCUAUAUUCUUGCCAAAGAUCCUGAAAAAUAUGCAUAAGCCAUUCCUUGGUCUUUAUGCAAAUGCACUAAUAAGCCUAUGUUACAUGUGAUGUUUUUAUUCUUUACUGUAUUUAAGUUUUUUGUUAAGAUACAUUUAAUAAAUGUUACAUGUAUGAUACUGUGUUGUAAUUGAAAUGUAUAGUUGUUUGUAUACUGUUAUCUUAAGUUAAGCUUUCUUUUUCAAAUUGAAGUUCUGAAAUUGUCUUUUUAUUAAAUAAUUUAUCAUUCACCAAAUAUCCUCCAUAAAAAUUAAUUGAAAUGGGACUUACUUUAAAUAAAUACAAUGUAAAAAUUGUUGCAAGUAUGUGGACUUUUGCAUAUGGUCAGAUAUGCCAAUUAAAUAUUAACUUGGUAAAAAAAUACAAAAAUUGUUCAAACAGAUUUUAUGUGAUGAAGCUGAUGAGAAAGAUUAAGGAAACAAUACAAACGAGAAUCUGUGCAAAGGUAAAAAUCUUAACAAACAGGUACAAAAUGCACCACCAAUAAAUUUGGCACAUUCCAGUGAAAAAGACUGGCUAUGCAGAUCUUUCCAAGGGCACAUUCACAUGGGUGUGUCACAUUCUGUGUCACAGAAGUCUGCAUUCCACAGUAUUUUAAUCA
This is a messenger RNA of Erpetoichthys calabaricus (reedfish), 5807 nucleotides long. It is a transcript of the gene abcb5, whose product is annotated as ATP-binding cassette, sub-family B (MDR/TAP), member 5. Bases 180 to 4106 code for a protein of 1308 amino acids. Gene Ontology annotation, biological process: transmembrane transport. Gene Ontology annotation, molecular function: ATP hydrolysis activity; ATP binding; ABC-type transporter activity. The transcript is spliced from 29 exons. The record is from RefSeq and is a predicted model, not a curated record. Gene Ontology annotation, cellular component: membrane. NCBI's taxonomy places the organism in Eukaryota, Metazoa, Chordata, Cladistia, Polypteriformes, Polypteridae.